Dermacentor silvarum is the source of this 818-nucleotide messenger RNA. RefSeq names its product DNA excision repair protein ERCC-6. Lineage: Eukaryota; Metazoa; Arthropoda; Arachnida; Ixodida; Ixodidae. The transcript is spliced from 4 exons. Gene Ontology annotation, molecular function: ATP-dependent activity, acting on DNA. Gene Ontology annotation, cellular component: nucleus. Gene Ontology annotation, biological process: transcription-coupled nucleotide-excision repair. The record is from RefSeq and is a predicted model, not a curated record. Bases 1 to 813 code for a protein of 270 amino acids.
AUGAAUGCACGUGCAUUGUGGGGGUCUUCAUGUGGUGGCUGUGCCGACCGGGUGGUAUCUACGAUCCAGGACUGGAACCCAGCACAGACACACAGGCACGAGAGCGGGCGUGGCGCAUUGGCCAGCGCGGAUGUCACCGUCUACCGCCUGCUCACGGCUGGCACGAUUGAAGAGAAGAUUUACCAUAGGCAAAUCUUUAAGCAGUUCCUGACAAACCGUGUGCUGAAGGACCCGAAGCAGCGACGCUUUUUCAAGACCAAUGACCUGCACGAGCUUUUCACACUUGCUGAUGAUGGCAAAAAGAAGCGCACUGAGACGAGUGCCAUCUUUGCUGGCACUGGCUCAGACAUCCGGCUCAAGCGGAAGAAGAGGACGUUGGACUCUCCGAGGAAGGGAGGAUGUGAAAGCACGCUCAACUUGCAUGCCAGCAGUAGUGGCAGCGAGCAGCAUGCAAUGGCUGUUGACACUGUGAAGGACACUGCUGGUGAAAGUGGCAUGAAAGUAGACGGUUGUGUGAGCCCAUCUGGUGGUUUGCCAUGUGCUUCAGACUCACCAGGUAAUGACGCUGAGCUCCUGAGUGAAGAGAAAAUUAGGCAGAUGCGUGAGCUGGCAAGACGGCUGAGCCAGAGAAUUGGCCAGGGACCAGCCAAGAAAUCAAGUGACAAACAACGCAACAACAGCAUCGUGGAAGGUGAGAGCAUCAACUACGUGGUCAAGCAAGCAACAUACAAGCCGGAAGUCAUCCAGAACAGAGCCAGGAGCAUGACGAUUACGUGCUACAAAAGCUUUUCAAGAAGUCCGGUAUGUGCUUGAUGCGU